Messenger RNA from Spirodela intermedia, 342 nucleotides. The record is from the annotation of a GenBank genome assembly. Lineage: Eukaryota; Viridiplantae; Streptophyta; Magnoliopsida; Alismatales; Araceae.
AUGGCGUCGGAAAUGGUAGUCGGGUGGAUCCCGCGAGAGAGAAGAGACUGGCAAGCGGCCAGGAAGGCCCCGGCAAGCACGACGACGGUGGUGGUCCCAUCCCCAGCGGCGGCGUCCUGGGAGCGGGAGAGCUCCACGAGCAUCUUCGCGGCGGGCUGGAGAACCUCCAUCUUGUUGAGUAUGGUGGCGCCGUCGUUGGUGAUGAUGACCUCACCGCUGGCGGAGGCGAUCAUCUUGUCCAUCCCCUUGGGGCCGAGACUGGUGCGAACGGCGUCCGCCACCGCGCGAGCGGCCUGGAUAUUCGCCUGCCGCACGUCCUCGCGACGCUUGGUGUCGACAUAG